Messenger RNA from Bactrocera oleae (olive fruit fly), 1485 nucleotides. It is a transcript of the gene Elp6, whose product is annotated as Elongator complex protein 6. Gene Ontology annotation, cellular component: elongator holoenzyme complex. NCBI's taxonomy places the organism in Eukaryota, Metazoa, Arthropoda, Insecta, Diptera, Tephritidae. Gene Ontology annotation, biological process: tRNA wobble uridine modification. The record is from RefSeq and is a predicted model, not a curated record.
UGACGUUUUGUUCUGCGGGACUUUGUAAACUAUCUCCGUGUUGCCAGCGCUAGAUAAAUAAUUUCUAAAGUGUGCUACAACAAUUAUUAUUUAUUUUAUUUGGAAUGAUUAAAUAGAUUUUGGUACAAAAAAAAAAAGAAAAUUUACUAUUUAAAGAUGUAAGAAACAAAAAUAAACGAAAUUUAUAGUUUAUCGAAAGUAAAAAUAAAUUAAAUUUUGAACUCUAAUCAAUCGUUUAGUAGAAAUCCAUCACACAACAAUCAUAAACUUUAAUUCUUAGGCUUUUGGCAACAAUUCUUAUUGUUAUUUGUGAUUUUUCUAUUUCUAACUGGGCUUUUAAUUCCUUCUAUAAAUUUUUUUUUAUUUCAAAAUAUAAUUUAGUAGUUUUUUAAGUGAACAGAUACAAAUAUUUUGUAGACACUUUUAGUGUUUUAACUUGGAAGUUCUGUUGUUACUUUUCCAUUGAUAACGAUAGAAAGACCAGCUUGGAAGUGCCGGCUAGGUGAUUGGUCCCCUCUAAGUUCAAUUGAAUUAUCCAACAUGGCUGCAUCUGUGCUCUUCGCUUGCGGCCUGAAUGAGCAAAAACUGCCAAAAUUCGUCCACAUCAGCGAAGAGUCGAACUGCGACGGCAGCUUCCUCUUCAGUUGCAUACUCGGCCAACGGCUGCGUAUCUCCAACGCCGGCACGGUGCUGGUAUGUCUGCAGCACAAUUAUCAGCAUUACUUCCAUGCCGGCAUGCGGCUCGGUUACAAUGUGAAUAUUUUCCUUGACAAAACGCUGAAUGUUGUGGAUCCACUAACGGAUAUGGCGAAAAAGGGUAUGGCCAGCAAGUGGCUGCAGGAUGAACGUCUCGUAACAACGCUACUGCUCGAUGGCAUACGCAAUCACAUCAGCACCAGCGCCGCACAACGCAUCAGCACAACGAUUUUGGUUGAUAAUUUGGCGAUUUUAUUGAAUUUGGGCGCCACCAAGGAGGAGAUAAUCCAGCUGUGUCAUAAGUUGGCCGAAUUGCCGAAGCAAUAUAAGAAUUUGGCGGUGAUCACGAAGUUGAGUAAUUGCGACUUAUAUGCGCCGAUCGAUAACAACGUGGCGAAGUUGGGCACGUUGCGCAUACGUGCGUCGCAGCUGAAGAGUGGCGUGUCACGUGACGUGGAUGGUAAACUGCUAAUCGAGCGUGAGUUGGCCGCCAAUGAUGCAAAGAAAGAGGACGAAGAGCAGGAAGAGCAGGAAGCGCAGCAAAAUGGCAUCUAUGAACUUGAGCAAAUUCGCAAAGAAGUGCUGUACAAAGUAAACGACAGAAAUAUAAAAAUCAUUAAUCCUGGAGAAUUGGGUGUGAAAGUUUGAAAAAUACUUAAGAGCUCUAGAAGAAAUAUGCUGUAGAUGGUUCAAAUAUUAAAUUUUAAUUAAAUAUAUAUUUUUGAAUACGCAAUUUACUUACGAAUUUCGUUACAUAAUUGAAAAAAUAUAAUUUCUUGUAAAAAAUAA